Auxenochlorella protothecoides is the source of this 2046-nucleotide messenger RNA. RefSeq names its product Suppression of tumorigenicity 5 protein. NCBI's taxonomy places the organism in Eukaryota, Viridiplantae, Chlorophyta, Trebouxiophyceae, Chlorellales, Chlorellaceae. The transcript has 5 exons. The record is from RefSeq and is a predicted model, not a curated record. The coding region runs from base 1 to 2046 and encodes 681 amino acids.
AUGACGGUCCUGGCCGCUGAGCUGGCAGGCGACGCCGAGCUGGCCUUCCUGACCCCCUCCGUCCCCGGCACGCCCCGCACCGCGGCCGGGCCGGGGUCGGACCUCAGCCUGGCCAGCUCAGCGCGCAGCAGCCUGACCAGCCUGUCGGAGAACCUGAGCGGGCCCACCCCUUACUUCACCGCCGCGCCGGAGGCGCGGCCACGCCAGGAGCCCCGCUCCUCACGUGACAUUGCCGGCACGGCGGCCGCGGGGGCGGAGCGCAUGGCCUCAGUGCGGCGGGCGCUGGACGUCGCCCUGGCCAAGGAGGGCGGGAACGGGCCGAGCCCUUUGGUGGGAGGAAGGAGGGGGUCUGCGGCUGAGCCUGGGCUAGACAGAGGAGCCAGGGCGUCCACAGCCCUGCCCGGCGUCGCCGCCAACCCCCCGUCGCCCUUUGCGCGCGCCCCGGGGCAGGAGCCCGCAGGCUCGGCGGAGCGGCUGUCCUCCCACGCCCUGGAGAUGCCCAGCACCAGCGCCAGCAGCGUGCGGGAGGAUAGCCCCGAGCCAGGAAAAGGUGACGCGGGGGACGAUAAGGAAGGAAAGGGGGGCGCAGAAACCCCUGUCGGCGACGCGUGUGUUUCGGUGACGGUGGCAGCAGGGCAGCAGGUCCUGGUUGCAGCGGCGACACCAUCUGGCCAGGAACCAAGCAGUGCCCCUGCCCGGCAACCCCGCCUCUCGAGGGCUGCGUCCUCCAGGACGCAGACGCCUGGCCAGUCCAGGUCGCAGUCGAGGCGGCAGAGCAACGAGGACGGCGCGUCAGAGAGCGAGAGCUUCGCCUCGGCAGCCUCCAGCCUGGCGCCAGCAGCGACGCCGGUCAGCAGGGCCUGCGUGGCCGCGGCUACACCUGCGCUGCCCGAGGAGCCUGCCAGGAGUGCUGGGGACGACACGUUGGGCACCCCCUCGCCGGACAAGGCCAGUGGUCAAGCCCCUGAGCUGUCGGCAUCCACCCCGCAACAAGAGGGCACGCCGCCUCAGACCCUGGCUCGGGGGGACGUCUUCUCGCCCCAGCCGCGAGGCCCCGUGCCAUACUCGGUGGACUCAGAGAGCGCCGCAGGAGCUACACUGCCCAUCCUCACGGUGGAGGGGCGAGCCGCUGACCCGGGGAAGCCUUUGACCCCUGCCGACCUCCUCCAGGCGUACUGGGCAAGCCCCGUACCAGCCUUGGGACAGUGCUUCGAGUUCAAGCCGGACCCUGCGCUGCAGAAGCUGAGCUACAGGCGGAGCGGCCUGGUCAGGGCGCAGCGCGCCAGCGGGUUGCACGCCGCGCCGGCGGCGCUGGCGGACCUGGAAGCCGCCGAAAACCUGGGGAGCUGGGUCAUCCCCGCGCUGUGCCGCUGCAUGUCGCUGGACAGCAUCCUGACCUUCCUGGGGGCCGCGCUGCAGGAGGCCCAGAUGGUGGUGUUCUGCCCCAACCUGGGCCUGCUCAGCGCGGUGGUGCUGUCCCUGGUCCCCCUCCUCCUGCCCUUUGGCUGGCAGAGCCUGCUGCUCCCCGUCAUGCCCUACCCCCGCUCCCGCCUGGACCUGCUGGACGCGCCGGUGCCCUUCGUGGCCGGCAUCCAGUACAAGACGCCCGAGGUGUGGGCGCGCUGCGGCGCCCUGGUCCGCGUCAACGUCUACAAGGACCGGGUGAGCAACGCGGGGCGCCUGGCGCCACUGCCCUCACGCGCCACGCUGGCCGAGGCGCUGGCGGGGACCUACGCCGAGCUGAGCGCGCUGGGGCGCACGCCCGCUGCACGCGCGCGCCCCGCCCACCAGGUCUCGGACGCGCAGGCCGCGCUGGCGGGCGUGUUCCUGUCCACGGUGCAGACCUACCUGCGUUCCCUGGUGUCCGACCUCCGCGCCUACACCAUCACCGACGUCUCCGCCAGCCAGGAGCGCACCAGCAUCCUGCUGCGCGAGUCGUUCAUCGAGUCGGUGCCGGCCAAGGACAGAGCCUUCAUGACCGCCUUCUCCGAAACACAGAUGUUUGCGGUGUACACUGACGCCGUGCUGGCUGGUGCCGGCACAUGA